This is a messenger RNA of Caenorhabditis angaria, 1438 nucleotides long. Lineage: Eukaryota; Metazoa; Nematoda; Chromadorea; Rhabditida; Rhabditidae. The record is from the annotation of a GenBank genome assembly.
AUGAAUUGGCCAGAAUUUGUAUCCCAUCUUCAACUUGACUUCGCAAUUUUAUCGCUCAUCCUAAAUUCAAUUUUAAUAAUCCUAAUCGCUCAAAAAUCCCCCAGCGAACUUGGUUCAUAUCGACAUUUGAUGAGUUAUAUCGCAAUUUUUGAAAUGCUCUUCUCAAUUAUCGAUUAUUUUCUUUCCCCGGUUAUUUUAUCGCAUGAUUCGAUGUUUCUAAUUAUAAUUCCAAUUAAAUAUUCGGAAUAUUUGACAAAAUCGCAAUAUUUGAUGAUUGAAUGUGUUUGGUGUGGUUGUAUUGGUAGUUUUAUGGCGUUUUUUGCGAUUCAAUUCAUUUAUCGAUUUUGUGUUGUGAAUAAGUGAGCGGAAGCUUGAAAAUUUGCGAUUUUUUGAGCCCAAACACGGCUAGGGUUACUGUAGAUUUAGCGUUUGCAGUUUGGUUACUGUAGGGAAAUUUUGACAAGAGUUCUGAUAAUAAACUCUAUUGCAGUUCGGGUUACUGUAGGGUUGUUUUGAUAUCAAAUAUAAGAUUCCAGGUAGUUUUAGCAGCUUGCAGUUUGGAUUACUGUACUUUCCAAAAAAUGGUUACUGUAGGGUAAUUUUUAUAUCAAUUAUGAGAUUUUUGAAUUUUCAGCAUCUUGCAGUUUGGAUUACUGUAGGUGCUGAAUUUUUUUGCAGUUCGGGUUACUGUGGAUUUCAGGAAAUGAUUUUGAUAUAAAUUAUUAUGUUCUGGACCCAAAUAGAAACUAUCUGAAAUUAAUUUUAGAUCUUGAAAAUUCCUUAAAAAAAUUCCAGCUCAAAAAAAGUGCUCAAAUCAUUCGACGACCAUCGUCUAUUUUUCUGGAUGCUAAUCCCAAUUCUAACUGGAAUUGCAUGGGGAAACAAUGUCUAUUUUUUGAUGGGUCCAACUACUGAAAAGGAUUCAGCAAUCCAUGAUUUACUUUUGGAAAAACUCGAUUUACAUUUGAAAAAUGUGACAUAUAUCGGGCCAAGAUGUUAUGAAACAUCUGACGAGAAUUAUGUUAUAAAAGUCUAUCACAAGGCGAUUAUAUCAAUUAUAAUCUCACUUAUCAUAAGUUGCACUUCUCUAAUUUUUGUCAUUAUUUUCGCGCUCAAAACAUUUCUCAAAUUCCGUGAAACAUUUCAAAUGAUUUCCAAGCAGGAAAAUAAUCUACAACUUCAAACAUUCUACGCUUUAGUUAGCCAAACUAUUAUUCCAAUGAUUCUAAUGCAUUUUCCCUGUACAAUUGUCCUAAUUUCCACAGUUUCAGAUUUCAAUUUGGGACAUAUUAGUAGUAUCGCAUCUGUAACAUUUGCUUUGUUUCCAGCAUUAGAUCCUCUUCCAGUUAUGCUAAUUAUUAAGAAUUAUCGGGGGACUUUGUUGAAUUUUGUGGCGACUCCGGUUGCGAUUUUUGUCAGGAGGAAGAUUUUGAUUUGA